CGGAAGUUUUCCAGUUUCUGACAGCUAGCCGCGCGUACAGGGCUUCUGCGAAAGUUUAGAGAUUUAUUUUUGUAAGGUUUGGAACACCGACAAUCAAAUUACUGGUGUACAAUCAUGGAUCUAAAUUCGGAACCAGUGAAAAAGAUACUUUCAAAGUACAAAUUUCACGAUAGUGCUAUUGAGGAGCUUCAGAAAGUACACCGGGUUCACCCUGACAUGGAUAUUCACGUUGGGUCUUUCGUAUCCACUGACAGAUUGCAAAAAGACCUGCUGAAAGUGGUUGGCAACAUCCCGGUAAAAUAUGAAGGCCGAUCAUACAACCUUCCCAUCCUGAUGUGGCUGCUAGAGUCAUUCCCUUUCACUCCCCCGGUGUGUAUGCUGAGGCCCACGGCAAACAUGGUGAUUCGAGAGGGGCGGCACGUGGACGCACGGGGCCGAAUACACCUUCCAUCGUUGUCCAACUGGGACCAUCCCAAGACAUCUGUGAAUGGGCUACUGGCACAGAUGAUUGCCAAGUUUGAGGAGGAUCCACCGCUGAGCACCAAGCCCUCUGGAGAGGCCGAAGACCCCAAUGACCUGCUUGCUUACGUCUCCAAGCUCAAAAUGCAUGACGGUGGAGACCGAUUAGACUCCGUCAGUAAAGUCACAGUAAUCGGAAGUGGAGACCUUGGGAUGGCCACUGUAUUGAGUAUCAUGGCUAAGGGAGGUGUGGACAAACUGGUUUUGAUUGACAUUCCAGAAAGCUCCUCAAAAAGUGGGACAAUGGAUCUAGAGAUCUUCAAUUUGCCUAAAGUGGAAGUUUCCAAAGACCUGUCAGCCUCCGCUGGCUCCAAGGUGGUGGUAGUUACUGCGAACGCGUGGAGCAACGAGCAGACCUAUGCUGGCGUGGUGCAGACUAAUGUGGACAUGUACAGGGCCAUCAUCCCAGGCCUGGCCCGCCUCAGCCCCAACGCUGUGCUCCUUAUCGCCUCCCAGCCAGUGGAGAUCAUGACUCACGUGGCGUGGAGGCAGAGCGGGCUUCCCCCCACCCAUGUCAUUGGUGCGGGCUGCAACUUGGAGUCGGAGCGCCUCGCGCACAUCUUCAACGUGACUCUGGUGGCCAACAGCACAGGCAGACAGCCGUGGGUGAUCGGUGAGAUGUCUGACAACAAGGUGGGUGUGUGGAGUAAUUUGACCACUGGUUUUGGCGUGCACCCUGAACUCCGUCCUGUGUCUAACUCAACCAAGCCACUGAUUGACAGAGGGUUUGAGUUGCUGAAGGGGAAAGGACAGAGGUCAUGGUCAAUGGCGCUAUCAGUCGCUGACAUCACCCACAGCAUCAUUACUGACCAGAAGAAGACCCACUCUGUCACCACUCUGGCUCAGGGCUGGGGUGGCAUCAGUGCAGCGGUGUUCCUCAGCCUGCCCUGUGUGUUGGGUGCCUCUGGUUCCACUCGGCUGGCUGGGGUCACCCUGGGCCAGGAGGACGACAGCAAGCUGAAGAUGAGCGUCUCAUCACUGGACAGCCUCAUGUCCCAGCUCAAGCUCUAACAACCCCCCUACACCCACCCUAAGACCUCAGAACCCCUCACCAACCCUAAGGCCUCAGAAACCCCUCACCCACCCUAAGGCCUCAGAAACCCCUCACCCACCCUAAGGCCUCAGAACCCCCUCACCCACCCUAAGGCCUCAUCCCUUUCUUCCCUGUGGCACCCUUAAGGAUUUCUGACGUUAUUGAAGGAUUGAUAGGACUUCACUCUAUUACUUCAUCAACAACCCAGCUCUUUCAACACUCCCACUCUGGGGUGUUUCCCAAAACCAUAGUUGCUAACCUGUUUGCAACUUAGUUGGUUGGCAAUGGGAAAUUACUAUGGUUUUGGGAAACAUGCCCCUGGCUAUCCACCACUGUAGUAGUUCACUUGGGAUAGCAAGGGAUUAAUGGGUUCCACACACACACACACACACACACAAUCGCUCAGGUCCCUCAAAGGGCGGCUGACUGUGUUGACGGACACCAGCAGUCUGGAGUAAUUGCGUAGAUAUGCACAGAUGGAUCACAGGUGAACUGAAGUAACUGGAGUCAUUGCGGUGUUUUUAGUGUGCCUAUUUCAUUGUGCCUGAACCCCAGUUGGCACUGUGCCCAUGUAUAUUUAAUUAUGCCUGCACUAUUAAAAAUGUAUUUAUAUGUAAAGCUCAAUAUUUUGCCUUAAACACAAGAUGCUGUAACUUUGCACUUUUACAGUAGCCUAAUGUGCAUGUUCAACACGCCCAGAGCUAUAACUAACUCCAAAGACUCCACACUCCUAUUUUAAAUGUUUACAUGCAACAAUUUAUUUUGUAAAUGUCCCAUCAUGCUUUGUAAAUGUGUUUUGGCAUUUAGCCGUUACUAACACUACCUUUAGUCAACGUGUUUUUACCUUGUCUGGCAACACGGGUUGUGGCCUUCACAUUACUGUUUAUUAAGCAGUCCAGUAUGUGUUUUUGUCUAGUUUAAGUUAAAGUUAAUGUGAUACAUUAUUGGGCCUUUCAGUCUGGUCAAUGAAAUGCUCAGAUCUUAACAAGAGGUGAGUCUGGUACAGAACCUGCUGAUAUAUAUUUUGGUGGUGGAGGGUGGCGUAAUUGUCAAGAGUUGAUAUACAAUGAUUGUCUAAUACACUCUGAUGGAAGUCUCAGCUAGUUUAUAAGAGGCAAUAUAGUAUAUGGUCUUAAGAGACUGUCGUCAGAGAUCAUGUUUUUACCAGGCAGAGAAACUGGGGAAAUUCCAAAGCAAUAUAUGAGACAUGCCAAUAAAAUAUAUACAUUUUA
Molecule: messenger RNA, 2784 nt
Organism: Alosa sapidissima (American shad)
Lineage: Eukaryota; Metazoa; Chordata; Actinopteri; Clupeiformes; Clupeidae
Gene: uevld
Product: UEV and lactate/malate dehyrogenase domains
Exons: 12
Coding region: 115-1530 (471 amino acids)
Biological process (GO): protein transport; carboxylic acid metabolic process; protein modification process
Molecular function (GO): oxidoreductase activity, acting on the CH-OH group of donors, NAD or NADP as acceptor
Source: RefSeq, a predicted model, not a curated record